GACAGUCGCACGGCCAGCUUAAGACAGUCGCACGGCCACUAGAUCAGGCGAGAAGGUUUGGGGCUACCUAUAAUACAAGGUGGAAAACAAUGGCAAAGUGUGUGUUACAUGUUACUGUACCAGCUAGAUUUGCUAUAUCAGCAAGAGGCACUUCGUCAGCUACAGCUACUGACCACUGUACCAGCUACAGCUAUUGACCACUGUACCAGCUAGGGCUACUGUACCUAGAGUGUUAUAGUGGUUGCUGUACCAGCUGAAGUUGACUAAUCUUCAAUUGACCACUGUACCAAAUAGAUCACCGUACCACUUUACCAAACAGUUUUACAAGAGUCCCUACAUAAGCAUUAUUUAUAUCAUCGUACAACUGUACAACUAAGGAUUGUUGUACCCAAUAGUACCAUCUAUACAAGUAAAGACACCACUGUACCAUAUAUAGGGACCGCUGUGCCAGACACUGCAUCAGAGUGUACCACCACUUACAGGGACCACCCUGCCGUCUAUAGGACGUGUCUGAAACUGUGAGAUUCGAAUGGAUACUUCCCGUCUUCUCUAGCCAUGGUUGUAUUGUAUGAACUGACCAGUGAAACAUCCUAACUUUUCUAUAUGAGCUCGGCUUACCAUGGAUGUCCAUGUAUUAAAAUGUCCCUAAUGGCGUGUAACUGACCUUUCUGUCAUGGCUGCUGGACACUUGGACAUGAGCACAUCCCCGACAUACAGCGCCGGCCACAUGUCCAACUACAAUGUCGACCCAUCGCACGCCCCAGCCCAGGCUUACUACAAUGUCGCCACGACGCCCGUCCCCCUAGAGACCAACCUGAGCGAGUGUGACCAGAUCAUGUCGCAACUGCCCGGACCCCCACCCCUCUACGACAACCCGGUCCGGCUGACCAUCUCCGCCGUGCUGAUCUCUGUCCCCAUCCUGACCAUGUUCGGCAACUGUGUGGUCAUCCUGGCUGUGGCCACCCACAGAAAGCUCCGCACCAUCACCAACGCCUUCGUCGUGUCCCUAGCCCUGGCCGACAUGUGCGUGGCCCUGUUCGUCAUGCCGUUCUCCAUCUACCAGCAGCUCAACAACAAGGUCUGGCACCUGGGGCCCGAGCUCUGCAUGCUCUCCUCCAGCCUGGACGUCAUGAUGUGCACCGUCUCCAUCUUCCAUCUCUCCUGCCUGGCUAUUGACCGCUACCUGGCCAUCUGCAGGCCUUUCCUACACGAGCGCUUGACGGUCCGCUGGAUCUGUGUCAUGUUGACCUUGUGCUGGGUCACGCCCAUUUUCAUUUCUUUUAUUCCGAUAUUUAACGGCUGGAACCAUAUAGGAAUCGAAGACUUAGUUUCCUGCAUGUUUCCCUCAGACGCCGACGUCUGCAACUUUAUCGUCAACGUCCCCUUCGCCAUCAUCUGCUCGCUGAUUGCCUUCUACAUCCCCGUGAUAUUCAUGGGCGCCUGUAACGCUAAGAUCUACCUGGCCGCCAUAAAGCAGGCCCAUCAGAUCCGCACACUGGAGGCCGCCGGCAACCACAACCACUACAGCCACUGCAAACGGAAAAGCAAAUUCAAACAAGAAUCUAAAGCGGCCAAAACUCUGGGCAUAAUUAUGGGAUGUUUCUCUGUCUGCUGGUUCCCCUUCUUCAUCAUGAACGUGAUCGACCCGCUGAUUGGCUACUCGAUUCCCUACGUGCCGUGGCAGAUAGCGCUGUGGCUGGGCUACAUCAACUCCCUCAUGAACCCGCUGCUCUACUACUACUUCAACAGGAACUUCUACAACGCCUUCCGGCGCCUGCUCUCCUGCAAGGUCUGCAAGGGGGUCCGGGACUACGAGGAGGACGCGCUCAACGCCACGCAGAUGUCGGAAUGACUAGCGGCGUCCCACCGUGAGGGCCAUCGCCGCAUCAGUGGCCAUAGCUCGGCCAGCAGCACCACGGCCAACCUGCUGGCCCGCCACAGCAACGGCAUCGAGGAACUUCACGUGGGACGCAGCUUCAGCUCCAACAUCCGCGACAGCUCGGAGCACAACUUCCGCAUCACGUCCAGCCUGACGGCCGAGACCAUCGCUGACCACACGGGCUACUCCUGACAGGAGCUGACCCCUAGGGCUCUUUACUCUUUGAACAUGGAGGAGUGGCUCGAGUGAUGGUCAAGGUCACGACCUUUCACCUGCCACAACCUUGCCUGUGUAUAAAUUUCAUCAUUUUGAACCAGCGGAUUGGUUGGUUUGUUGUUUCCUUUCCGAUCUACUGUGAUGGGAUGUGGCGAGGUAAAAUACAGCUGGCAUUUAGAGAACUCAAAUACGUCUUUAUUUGAUCUGUCGACCAUUCCGGUAGAGAUACGAGGCUUU
This is a messenger RNA of Physella acuta, 2332 nucleotides long. Its product is annotated as 5-hydroxytryptamine receptor 4-like. Gene Ontology annotation, molecular function: G protein-coupled serotonin receptor activity. Gene Ontology annotation, biological process: adenylate cyclase-activating adrenergic receptor signaling pathway; chemical synaptic transmission; positive regulation of MAPK cascade. The record is from RefSeq and is a predicted model, not a curated record. Lineage: Eukaryota; Metazoa; Mollusca; Gastropoda; Physidae. Gene Ontology annotation, cellular component: plasma membrane.